Molecule: messenger RNA, 3161 nt
Organism: Exophiala xenobiotica
Lineage: Eukaryota; Fungi; Ascomycota; Eurotiomycetes; Chaetothyriales; Herpotrichiellaceae
Exons: 3
Coding region: 768-3095 (775 amino acids)
Source: RefSeq, a predicted model, not a curated record
GUUCGCUUGGAGUCCCUCCCCAGCAGGUUGACAUUUGCGCGCCUUCUGCGUAUAUUGUCUUACUCUGGCACUUCCCGUGCAGCCUGCAUGGACAUGUCAUUUAUGUGCCUGACUUGCUCGCCACUGGGCAAUAAUUGUGUCAUGGCGGUUGCGAUACGAGGUUCUUUCAAGAUGGUGGCUGCCUCAAGGACAUUUUCAUAUCAUCCCUUCCUUCAGUCCAACCUGUCUUAAAACCACACCUCCAGCCACUGUCACCGAUAUGCACACUCUUCAAGCAAGCUUCAGUAUCGUUCUUCUUAAUCCAGUUUGACUUUGGGUCUCCAUGGAGUUGUAAUACUGUAUUGAUGCUUUUCAGGCCGUGCUUUACUCGACUCCAUUUGGGUCGUGUCAAAUGAAACUUUCAGAGAUCCUUACCUCGGUCAAAUAGACUGCUUUUCGAGUUGGAAGUCGCCGAGUCUCAGUCACCAUCUAGUCGGACCUCAGGCGGCCAGCCUUGCGGACUUUGCGGAUGGACGAAGAUGCUUUACAGCUUUGGCAUCACUACCUGGGCAGGUCCACCGUCGCUGCUUCACCGACCGUGGUGACCUACGAUGCUGGCUAUGUCGUCCUGUCCUUCUUCACCUCCUUGAUAGGAUGUCUUACCACAAUCGAGCUACUACAGCGACGGACGUCGAUGCGGGGAGCCUAUAAUUGGUACGCUCCCAUGAUUUCAAGAUCCCAACAAGGCUGACCGCAACAGGUUUCUCCUGGUGGCCUCAGCUAUAACAAUGGGUGGCAUCGGUAUAUGGGCAAUGCAUUUCGUUGGCAACAGAGCCAUCGUUCUCGACCGUGGCCAUCCUCAACGCCAGAUAUUGUACAAUAAAGGCUUUACGGCGGCCUCAUUCUUCCUACCCAUCAUCGUCUUACUCUUCGCCUUCUACACCCUUGGCACAUCUGCCAAAGCUCGCCAACUUCAAGUUGCUGCCGCCGGAGUCCUAACGGGUGCCGCCGUUUGUGGGAUGCACUACAUGGGUCAAUUGGGCAUUGCAAAUUACAAUUGUUCGUAUCGGCCUCAAAACGUGGUGGGGGCCGCGAUCAUCUCAGUGGUCGCCAGUCUGAUCUCUCUCAGUCUGUUUUUCAGAAUGAGAGACAAAUGGACGGACGUGUGGUGGAAAAGAACUCUCUGUGCUGUGGUGCUUGCCAUCGCGGUCUCUGGGAUGCAUUGGACGGCAGCCAUCGGGACCAUAUAUCACUGGAGAGGUGAUCUGUCCGUCCACGGAGAUUCUCGUACAACGACUUCUGUUGCCACCUCUUGUCUGUCAAUGGGUUCUUGCAUCAUGCUUCUCGUGGUUAUUGGCAUCCGAGGACGGAAGAGGCGCAACGCCAGAAUCACGUCACAGCGACUGGUGCUUGCAUGCUCCUAUUUCGACGACAAAGGCAAUUUGAUGGUGACUCAGGACGGUCUGUUACCAAACACCAAGAUUACAAACCAAUACAUUGAGAGGACUUUUGGUGAGGACGAGCUUAGCAGAUCUCAUGACACAUUCCAUUGGAUCUUUCGGGCUUCACACCAGUGGACAAUCUUCAAGGAUCUUAUCGCGGGCAUGAAGAAGGACAUUGAGGGGGACCCAACAACAAAGCAAUACCGUCCUGGCUCGCAUACGACCACUCUACCUGAUGACACAAGUGAGAUCUCGGUCAAUUUUGCCCGAGUGUUCAAGGAAUUGUUUUGCGUCGCCGCGCAGCAACUCGCCAAUACACUCCACGAACCACUCGAGAAGAUUGGGGUCUUGUUCGAAGAGCCAAUGGACACUGGUACCGUGUGUUGCUCCCCCAGCACGCCCACCGGCAUGCGGAAAUCAUCAAUUUUUUCCUCUUCCACGGCCGUUGAUGUUGAGAGAGGAAAGGGCAUCAAUUCUUUCACCAAAGGCAAGUACCUUUUCCUCGUGCGCGAAAUCCAACGCGGCGAGAUGGCCAAAUUUGCCGCUUUGGGUUAUCGAUUUGCUGCCGUGGAGCAAAUUGCUGAUCCUCUUGCCAAAAGCAUGCAAGUGAAUCGCGCUGAUCUUGUGGAGCGGAUGAAACGUAUCAGAACAAGUGCCGCUCGCACAUGUUUACCACCCCCGGGAGUAUACCUCUCCUGUUUUAUGCUUCGUCCAAGCAUGUACAAGAGCUUCGAUAUUUUGGUGCUUGACAGUGCGCAAAACCAAAUUCCGCACGUUACAUUACAGUUACCUGAUCUUUCUCCAGAACAGUCGAAACAGUUGCAGUCCUUGGAUGAAAUGCAGGUCAGUGAGGUCCUCAAGGUCCUCGUCAACAAGUCGAGCAAGCCGAACAAUGUGGACAUCGACGAGGGGUUCCGAUGGCAGCUCUACAACGCCUUUCUCAAGCUUGUCGAUGCGGUCGGCGACUAUGACAGCAUGAUGGCAGCCAAGUUCUCGGCAAGACAAUUUCAGGUUUCUUGUCAGCACGGUGGUGGUUGCGGUUCGUCAGGCAGCUGUACUACCUGCAAGUUCUACUCAAUUCGAGCCCUCAGAAAUAUCCAUGCAUCUCCUACCCGAAGUGAUUUGACAUAUGUACCACUUUCCUUCUUCAGUAUUCAGCAGCAAGUACACACGGGACAUCCCGACGACAACGGCUUUGCUCGAAAGGUCGAACGGCAAUUUGGUCACCUUCACCGCGAUGCAGCGCUAUCUAUGGGAACAAGUGUCGCCAGGGGUCGAUCGCCGAGUCCUGCAGAGUCCAACAGCCAGGGAGCCGAUUCGCCAAGGAUACCGAUCUUCAGAAACCCACUGAGGAGGUCAGUUGUUCGUCGUAGAAGUGACGAAGCUACUAUUGUCGACCACGAGACGGCUGUGCCUGACGCAACAGACACGGAAAUGACCAGAGUCAGGUCAUUAGACGAAGACUAUCCUGCCGGAGAAGCGGGGGAAUCAGAAAGCGAAAGAAAGCCUUGUUGGGUUUCGGAGCUGUUCAGUCUCUUCCAGACGAAAUGCGAGCCCGGUUGGGGUUCAGCCAGGCCAGGUGGAUGGAAAUGGGACAUCAGCGUCCAAAAUUCCGUUGAAAUAGCGACUAAGGACCGCCGGAAAGGAAGUAAUGUCGUGUGCGCAUCGUUUUAAAGGAGCAUGGCCUACGGAGUAGAUACUAGGUAAUGAUGAACGACGACCAUGCUGAAAGUACCUAUG